This is a messenger RNA of Bactrocera oleae (olive fruit fly), 2797 nucleotides long. It is a transcript of the gene Had1, whose product is annotated as beta Hydroxy acid dehydrogenase 1. Lineage: Eukaryota; Metazoa; Arthropoda; Insecta; Diptera; Tephritidae. Gene Ontology annotation, molecular function: L-gulonate 3-dehydrogenase activity; NAD+ binding. The record is from RefSeq and is a predicted model, not a curated record. Gene Ontology annotation, biological process: fatty acid metabolic process.
UUUGCUAAUUACCUGUAAAAAUUAACCCGUUCUUGGUCGCCGAGCCAAUUAAGGAACACCUACUUAUUGAGAGUAGAAACAUAAAGUGUUAACACUAGUGCAAAUGUUAGUUUAGUUUGUGGUAGUGAAAAAAGCAGCGAAUUAAUAUACGAGAGUUGGCAUAGAAGGAUGUCGUCAAGCGACCAAAUCACCGGAGCCAGCCACCUCCUUUUUUUGAGAUGCUAACUUCAGUGCUACAAAACAACAAAUAAAAAAAAAAAAUUUUUUUUUGUACACUCUGAGAUACUAUUGACAAUAUAUUAGAAAAUGAAACUGAUUGAAUUUUAUUUUUUACAAAUAAAUUAUUCCCAAAAAGACCAAGUUACCAGAGUACUACCUUAAUAUUUAAUCAAAACAGUUAAGUAAAUAUAUUUUUUUUAUUUACUUGAACACGCAAAAUAUAAAUUAGUUGCGAAUAUUUUUGCAUAAAUUUAAUGCUAUUGAAAUAUCGAUCACGGAAGAUGGUUUCACAUCAAUUUUCAGGUAGUUAGGUAGUUCCUGUGGUAAUGCCAAUACGAAUUCAGCUUCGAAAAUUCUUAAAGAAUUACUCUUUAAAUAUGCCAUACUUCUUUUGACCGAAAAUUUUCUUAUACAUUUUGAACAUGUUUUCCUCUCCGAGCUGUUGGGAUUAUAUGUGAGAAGUAGAAAGUUUUGAUUGUAAUUGUCCAAUAUUUUGGAAUCACAUUUACAAAUUCUAUAUGUCCGAGUUAUAACCAAGCCCACUUUCAUAGAACGGUAUUUAUCAAAACUAGUAAACUUACGACAGAUCACAAACGAAAAACUCCGGGUACAUAUGUACAAAUGUAAUGUCAGGUAGGUCAGUUACAUAUGACUAUUUGUUUUCGUGAAUUUUCUAAUUCGGUAAAAAAAUAGAUUAGAUCGGUUCAUAUUAUACGAAAUAUAGUUGAAUGAAAUCUAUAUAUCGAAUGCACUUACACAAAAUAAAAAAUAAAUUAUUAUUAUAAACAAAAUAAAUAAUACAGCAGCAAAAUACAUACAAAUAUGAGCUUAAAUAAAGGUGUAUAGACACGUACCCAACACGUCUGAUAAUGAAAACAAUUAUACAGUUCUCCGUGUGUGAGAUAUUACUUAGUUCUAAUCUUUAAUUUAGACAUGCUAGUUUAUUCGUAUUUAUUUAUAACUUUGAUAUGCCUUAUCAUAAGAGGCCAAAAUGCAUGUUUGACAACAUUGCUAACAGACUCGUGGAGCGGAUUCGGGGGAUGCGAGUGACAGGCGAAACGUCAAAGCUUUGAGCAAGCCGCAUUGACUGCUACUGCGGCAAGAGCAACACAGUAUUUAUAGACCCACUUCCACCACAAAAUACGUCAAACGCAUAACAAGAGUCUAACUAUAAAGACCGGCAGCUAAUAUAUAGUACAAAGCGUAUUAUAACUGACAACGUUAAUUGCAUUCAAGCUUUCAAAUUAUUCCAAAUAAUGGCAAGCAAAGGCAAAGUGGGAAUUGUGGGCAGCGGCCUUAUUGGACGUUCGUGGUCCAUGUUAUUCGCCUCCGUUGGCUACUCAGUGGUGCUAUACGAUAGUGUACCAACUCAAAUUGAAAAUGCUUUGAAGGAAACGGAAAAGGAGCUCAAAAGCUUGGAAGCUAAAGGCUUGCUACGUGGUAAACUGACUGCCAGUCAGCAGUUCGCACUUAUUUCGGGCACAACUGAUAUUAAAGUAUUGGUUAAAGGAGCUAUAUUCAUACAAGAAUGUAUACCAGAACGUUUGGAUUGGAAGCAGGCACUUUACAAACAAUUGGAUCAAGUUGUUGAAGAGCAAACAAUACUCUCCAGUUCGACAAGUACUUUCUUGCCAUCGUUAUUUUCGAAAGACUUGAAACACAAGUCGAAUAUAAUCGUCUCACAUCCCGUCAAUCCACCAUACUAUGUUCCUCUGGUAGAAAUUGUACCCGCUCCUUGGACAAAUCCAGAGGUAGUGAAAAAGACGCGCGCCAUCAUGGAGGAAAUUGGCCAGAAGCCCGUAGUUUUGAGUCGUGAAAUCGAAGGUUUCGUACUCAAUCGCAUUCAGUAUGCCAUAUUGAAUGAGACUUGGCGUUUAGUCGACAGCGGCAUUGUCGACGUUAAGGAUGUGGAUAGUGUAAUGUCCGACGGUUUGGGCAUGCGUUAUGCUUUCUUGGGACCACUUGAAACAGCACAUUUAAAUGCCGAGGGUAUGACCAAUUACUUCGAACGCUAUUCGAAUACCAUGUAUGCAGUUAGUCAAACUAUGGGACCAACACCGAAAAUGGAAGGCCCAACAGCAGUGGAGAUCGCAAAGCAAUUAGAAGUUAUGGUACCGUUAGACAAGUUGGCUGAACGACGAAACUAUCGUGAUAAUUGUUUAACACAGUUGAGCAUUUUGAAGAGAAAACUGAAUGAAUAAAAUGUCGUGGUGACCGUACUAUAAGAAUUUGAAUAAAAUGUUAAUAUAUCUGUUGAAUUUAUACGUCUUUUUAAUAACGUCGAUUACAUUUAUUUGAAUUAUAAACUCAUUUAACAACUUUUUUUUUAAAUUCAAUUGUAAUGCAUAUAUAUGUAUGUAUAUAUAAAACUAAUAUAGUAGCUUACAAAAAACGUUAUUUACUUAUCAUGUUUGUAUGUAUGGUAUUUGUUGUAUAUCAUGAGCUUUUUUAAUCAACAUUUAUUAUUCUUAAAAUGGGAGCUUCUUUAAGUGAUAUUCUACGCUCCAUCCUCUUACUGAGGCAUAAAUCAUUUACUUAUAUUGCAAUGUAAAUAAAUACUUAAAUGCUAACGAAAGAA